Molecule: messenger RNA, 1247 nt
Organism: Cuscuta europaea
Lineage: Eukaryota; Viridiplantae; Streptophyta; Magnoliopsida; Solanales; Convolvulaceae
Source: the annotation of a GenBank genome assembly
UUUUUAAUUAAGAAGUAUGUCAAAGUAUUUGUGGGCGGCGUAUAAAAACUUGCGGGUCACAGCUCCAAAAACCUCGAUCCCCGGCCUACAAAUACCAUCCUCCUCCUAACCCACCAACGACUCAAUCAUCAACAAAUUUUCGAUUCUUUCCUCCGAUCCAUAUAUUUUGAAUUCAAUUGAUUGAUUUUGCAGAUCGAAAUAAAUUUCCCUCUGCGGCCCCGGCGCUGAUAAAUCAAUGGCGGCUCAAAAUAGUUGGGGCCUUCAUACCUUGGCUUCCCUCUGCGGCCUGCUCCUGCUGCUUCACAAAGCCAAUGCUGUUGAAUUCAAGGUCGGAGGCACCGGAGCUUGGGGCCCCAAUUUCAACGAAACCUUUUACAAUAAGUGGGCAGAGGGAACGCGCUUUCAAAUCAAUGACGCCAUUGUUUUCAACUACGAGGCACAUAAGGAUUCAGUGCUUCUGGUAAGCAAAAAAGAAGACUAUAAGAGUUGCACUACCACAGGUGAUGUGCUCAAAUACAGCGACGAAAGCGGCCAAACUAAGGUCCAAUUCGACCGCUCUGGCUACUUCUACUUCAUCAGCGGAGUCAACUGCAAUACCACUCAUCAGAAACUUGUCAUCGUCGUCUUGGCCGAUCGCCGGAGCCGCUCCAACGCGCCCACUCCAACUCCCUCCUCCUCCUCCGCUCCAGCCCCUGCCCCGGCUGCUCAAGCGGCGCCUCCUUCUCCGCCCCCUGCCGCCGUCGAUCUCACCCCAGCUCCAGAGCCAGCUGCCCAAGACUCUCCUAAUACCAACGCCGGGGGAUCGCUGAUUGUCACCGGCUGUGCUUCUUCCAUGAUUGCAGCAGCGGCCUUGUCUUUCAUGCUCUUUUAAUUCAACGCCUCAUCGAUGAUAUAUACUCCUACUUCGUAUGAUCCAUGAUCGAAAAGCAGCAGCUGCUUCCAUCUCAAUGACAGUAUAUAAAUGGUUGUGAUUCGGUAAUUAUUAUGGGGCCUGCGGGAUUUCUUUCUUUCUUUCUUUCUUUUUUCUUUUUUUUUUGCUUUUCCCGUACGUUAUUGUUUGAUGAACCUUUGAUUUGAUUGUAUAAAUAAAAAAUUGUGUUGAUAACUACAGUACAUAAUAUAAUAUAAUGCAAUAUUAACACUCAAAUCGGCUAGAUUUUUAAAUUGGUAAAUUCUCGUUGUGAAUAUUGUAAUCGUUGAAUCUCUUAAGUUAUGGAUAAAAUAAAAAUUUGAUGAAAAAUAGCUAA